GUUUAAUUCCAAGUGAAAUCCGAAACCUUUGGUUCACACUUUUUUGUCAUCGAAACUCCUCCUGAACGGAGCAGAAACACAAAAGGYGCCACCUGAGUUCUUGUGUUGUUUACCUGCUUCAGCUGACGUCCAGUCAGAGCAGCGCUCGUGACCGCACCCUGUCAACUCAUGCGCGCAGGAUGGAGAUAUAAAGUUCCCAACGACGAGGAUUACAGGAUUACAGAGUUUGGACGGUGGCUUUUACGCACAAUGGGAUUAUUUUUGGCCAGAAGAGCGGUUGUGCUCCUAAUUAUCCUGCAUGGCUCCAGAGAAGUCCCACAACCAAAACCCACCAGUGGUGUCACGCUGGUGCCUCCCAUCAAGCCUGACAAUGGACCYCAUGUCUACACAGAUACGGAAAAAUCCAAUUUACCCGUGUUUACAAUGAACUAUCCCAGAAUACAGAUCCCAUUUGAGGUCACUUUGUGGAUGCUGCUGGCUUCUUUGGCAAAAAUUGGUUUCCAUGUGUAUCAUAAGAUCACUAUCUGGGUGCCCGAGUCCUGCCUUCUCAUAAGCAUUGGUCUGAUUGUGGGGGGCAUCAUGUAUGCAGUCCACGAGGAGCCCCCAGCUGUGUUCACCAGCAACGUCUUCUUCCUCUACAUGCUCCCCCCGAUUGUCCUAGACUCUGGCUACUUCAUCCCCAUCAGGCCUUUCUUUGAGAACAUAGGCACGGUGUUCUUGUUCGCUGUGAUGGGCACCCUGUGGAACAGCAUCGGCAUUGGCAUCUCUCUCUUCACCAUAUGCCAGAUCGAGGCGUUUGAGUUGCAGGACAUCAGCCUGCAGGAGAACCUGCUGUUCGCCUCCAUCAUCUCGGCCGUGGACCCGGUGGCCGUGCUCAACGUGUUUGAGGAUGUGUCUGUGAACGAGCAGCUCUACAUCGUGGUGUUUGGAGAGUGCCUCUUCAACGACGCGGUCACUGUGGUGUUGUACGACAUAUUUAGUUUUGUGGCAGACAUGCCAGUGGUGGAGCCUGUGGACGUGCCCUUGGGCGUGGCCAGGUUCUUUGUGGUCGGGCUUGGUGGAAUGGGCUUCGGCAUCCUGUUCGGCUUCGUGGCCGCCUUCACAACGAGGUUCACCUCCAAGGUCCGAGAGAUUGAGCCCCUCUUCAUAUUCAUGUUCAGCUACCUGGCAUAUCUGAUGUCCGAGCUGUUUGCCAUCUCAUCCAUCAUGGCCAUUGUUUGCUGUGCUCUCACCAUGAAGUACUACGUUGAGGAGAAUGUUUCCCAGCGUUCCUGCACAACCAUCCGACACAUGGUCAAGAUGCUCGGCUCCAUCUCAGAGACCAUCAUCUUCUUCUUCCUGGGUGUUGUCACUGURACAACAGAACAUGAGUGGAACUGGGGCUAUAUUCUCUUCACGCUGCUGUUUGCUUUUGUGUGGAGAGGUCUGGGUAUUUUUAUGCUAACUCAGAUCAUUAACCCUUUCCGCACCAUCUCCUUCAACCUGAAAGAUCAGUUUGGUUUGGCCUACGGAGGACUGCGGGGGGCCAUUACCUUCGCUCUGGCCUUCACUCUGCCCGAUACAAUCGGUCGAAAGCCGCUCUUCGUCACCGCCACCAUCGCAGUCAUCCUCUUCACCGUCUUUAUUCAGGGGAUCAGCAUUCGACCUCUGAUUGAGCUCAUCAACGUCCGCAGAACAAAGCGCACAGAGGACACCAUCAAUAUAGAGAUCCACUGCAGGCUCAUGGAGCACACCAUGGCAGGAAUAGACGAUCUCUGUGGGCAGUGGAGCCAUUUCUACUGGAAGGACAAGUUCAUGAAGUUCAACAACCGGUUUCUGCGCAGGAUCCUGAUCCGAGAAAACAGAGCCGAGUCCAGUAUAGUUGCGCUCUACAAGAAGCUGGAGCUGCAGAACGCCAUGGAGAUCCUGGACAUGGUGUCUGUAGACAUCAGAGCUACUCCGUCCACCGUCUUGCUUCAGGAGGAAAAGAAACGUUCUGCUAAACCUAAGAAGAAAUUCUUGGUUGAGGACCUGAGGGACAUGCACAACAUCCUGUCCAAGAACAUGUACAAGAUCAGGCAACGGACUAUGGCAUACACAACAAAGUACGCUCUGCCCAACGACACCCAGCCCAGAGAGAUCUUAAUCAGACGUCACUCCAGCAUCCRCCGAAGCCUCCGACCCGGAAGCUUUCAGUCAGAGCUGGUACCCAAUUCACAGAAGUAUUUCUCACAUCCUGCUGGACAGAGUCUGGAGUCAAGGUUUCGCUCUGCGAGGCGGAGUUAUGCUGACCGUGAAACCAUGUCGGAGGUGGCCUACCCCACACGGCGCUCUCGUUUCAACCAACCCAAACACUCGUCCUCAGGAGCCAUGAUGCCUCUGCAGCGGCUGGACACUCUGAAGGAUGUCCCCUCUGUCGAUGUGCUGAAUGAGAGCGAGAAAGGCAGCAAGGGCCGCGGCGUCUCCCGGAUCAACUCCUCCUACAGCRACUCCCGUGUCCGGACUCCUCGCCGUCAUUUCAACCGUCCCGUUGAUAACGGCUCGGCUGACAGAAGAAAUGAUCCAAACGAGGCAGAAGAGGAUUCUUCUGCCUURCCUUUGUCUCCACCUCCAGUCUGGGCAGCUGAACCCAGAGACAGCACACCUCAAAACCCCAUGCUCAGGCGGCCGAAGUGGACCCCGAGGAAGAAAUGAUGCUAAAGCUCACUGGGCUUUAACCAGCAGCUGCUCCGACCCAGACUGAAUCUCAGAUGGAYGACCAGCUGAAAACUCAUUUGCCGUUUGGAUGAACUCUGAAAGCGUUUAUUUCCUUGUGGAAUGAUCCAAAAUACAGAAAUACCUCAUGGAAGUGUCAUGCACUCUGGAAGCACAGUGCACGAAGACUCAAAGUGAUGCACGUGAAAUGUGAACACUUUCACUCCGUUUAGAUUAGUGAUUGAAAUUCUUUAUUUUUGGGUGUUUAUCUUGUAGGAUUAUUUAAAAAGUUUUAAUAAAUGUUAAUUUUAAUAAGUGACAUUUUUUGUUUUUUAAUGUAAAUAUUGUUUCUUUUACUUUAUUGUAUAUAAGUUAGACUGAGGAAGCAUCUUUUGUGAAUAGGUGCCAUUUUGUUGAAUCGUACAAUUAAGCAGCAUAUGUCUGCAACACAGGUGGACACUUUAUUCCUAUUUCUACAAUAAAUGCCUUUGUUGCACACGCUUA
This is a messenger RNA of Austrofundulus limnaeus, 3177 nucleotides long. RefSeq names its product solute carrier family 9 member 2 (gene slc9a2). Gene Ontology annotation, molecular function: potassium:proton antiporter activity; sodium:proton antiporter activity. Gene Ontology annotation, cellular component: plasma membrane. Lineage: Eukaryota; Metazoa; Chordata; Actinopteri; Cyprinodontiformes; Rivulidae. Gene Ontology annotation, biological process: regulation of intracellular pH; proton transmembrane transport; potassium ion transmembrane transport. The transcript has 14 exons. The record is from RefSeq and is a predicted model, not a curated record. The coding region runs from base 169 to 2673 and encodes 834 amino acids.